This is a messenger RNA of Parascedosporium putredinis, 1755 nucleotides long. Lineage: Eukaryota; Fungi; Ascomycota; Sordariomycetes; Microascales; Microascaceae. The record is from the annotation of a GenBank genome assembly.
AUGUUCCAUAGCUGGGUCAAUGUCCUGCUAAUCUUCGUCCCCGUCGGUAUUGCCGUGGAGUACGUGCCGGGGAUACACGGCGGGGUGGUCUUCGCCAUCAAUUGUAUCGCCAUUGUACCGCUGGCGGGUUUGCUGAGCCACGCGACCGAAUCCGUGGCCGUGAAGUUGGGCGAUACCGUCGGCGCACUGCUAAAUGUUACUUUUGGUAACGCGAAUCAAAUACGCAUCGUUCAAGCGUCGCUCCUGGGCUCGAUAUUGGCGAACUUGCUGCUGAUUCUUGGCAUGUGCUUCUUCCUUGGCGGUCUCCGGUUCCGCGAACAGAUCUAUAAUUCUACCGUAACGCAGAUGAGCGCGUGUCUGCUCAGUUUGAGCGUUAUCAGCCUCGUGCUUCCGACUGCCUUCCAUGCCUCAUUCAGCGAUAUGGCACUGGCUGAUGAUGAAUCCUUAAAGAUCAGCCGCAUCUGCAGUAUUAUUUUGCUCCUCGUGUACCUCGUGUACCUGCUUUUCCAGCUGAAGUCGCAUUCGUACAUGUACGAAUCUACGCCCCAGCACAUCGUUGAUGCUGAAUCUACUCCCGGUCCCGCCGCCGCCUGGCUUGACACGUCAAGCUCGGACUCGAGCUCGUCAUCGUCAUCUUCUUCCUCGGACGAUUCCAGUGACUCAAACCCCACAGUGCGCAAGAAGAUGAAGAAGGCCAUUCGACGCGCGCGAAGGUCCAGCUCCAGCUCGAGCUCGUCCGAUUCGGAGGGCACCGCCAACAGCAAGAGGACCGCCAAGAGCAGGAAGCUUGCCGCUGCUGCCGCGGUCGGAGAGGCGAGCCAAUCCGGCGGCAAACUGGCCAUAGUGGAUGAUAGCAGCGAAGACGAAGCCCCGACGAAGCGCCGGCGUCGCCAUAUCCGACGGAAGCGAAGCCACAAGCACAAGAGCAAACGCAAGCAGGCGGAGAAGGAGGCCCGAGAUGCGGAAGCUGCCGCGGCUGCGGCUGCUGGUGGCGCCGUCCCGACGGCCGCCGCGGAUGAGGCGAUCGCUGGAGAAAACGACACGCGGCGCGUGGAUUUCGCUGUUCCCGACGACGAUGGACUGCGCCGUGCGAGCGAGGGCGGCCACCUCACCCCAGUGCUAGCCGUCGGCCGUUUGCCCUCCGGCACGUAUCGCCAUGCCUCCCGCGCACGUGCCCCUGAUGGCGCUGACCGGCGGCAACGGGGCGGAGGGGGCGCAGGACGGAUUCCCGAGGACCGACUGUCGACGGUGGCGUCGGUCGUGCUGCUCCUUGUGUCGACGGCCCUGGUGGCGCUGUGCGCCGAGUUUGUGGUGGGCUCGAUCGAGGAGGUGGUGGAGGGCGGCGCCAUCCGCGAAGCCUUCAUCGGCCUCAUCAUCCUGCCGGUGGUGGGCAACGCGGCGGAACAUGUGACGGCCAUUACGGUGGCGAUGAAGAACAAGAUGGACUUGGCUAUCGGCGUGGCCGUGGGCAGCUCGAUUCAGAUUGCGCUCUUUGUCACGCCGCUGGUGGUGAUUCUGGGCUGGUGCAUGCAAAAGGAGAUGACGCUUUACUUUACGCUCUUCGAGACGGUUUGUCUCUUUGUCUCGGCCUUUAUCGUCAACUUCCUCGUGCUGGAUGGUAGGAGUAACUACCUCGAGGGUGCGCUGCUCAUGUGCACGUACGCCAUCAUUAGCGUGGUGGCCUUUUACUAUCCUAAUGUUAAGGACGCGAGCGAGCUUGGGGGUAACAGUGAGUUGGCCACCAUGCUGUUAUAA